AUGAUAUUUUACUUAAAAAAAAAAAGUAAUUAUUCACCCCAAAUUUUCUUAACUUGUGUAACAGGAGAAUGGUGGCACAAAGAUGUGGAAGAGGUAGAAAAGCAAGGAAACCAAAUGGGGUUACCACCAAAUAUGUCUGAUGCACAUACAAUCAAUGGAAAACCUGGACCACUUUUUCCUUGUUCAGAAAAACAUACAUAUGCUAUGGAAGUUGAGAAAGGAAAGACUUAUCUACUUAGAAUCAUCAAUGCAGCACUAAAUGAUGAACUUUUCUUUGCAAUUUCUGGUCACAACAUGACAGUAGUUGAAGUUGAUGCUGUUUACACAAAACCAUUCACAACACAAUCCAUAUUAAUUGGUCCUGGUCAAACCACAAAUGUUUUGGUCAAAGCAAAUAAAAUUGCAAGUAGAUAUUUCAUAGCAACAAGGACUUUUAUGGAUGCACCACUUUCAGUUGAUAACAAAACAGCAACAGCUAUAUUCCAAUACAAAGGAGUUUCAAACACUAUAAUCCCUUCUUUUCCUUUACUUCCUUUUGCAAAUGACACAAAUUUUGCUUUAAACUAUAGCAAGAAAUUAAAAAGUUUGAACUCUGCUAAAUACCCUGUUAAUGUUCCUUUAAAGGUUGACAGAAACCUUUUUUUUACUAUUGGUUUAGGCAUGAAUUCUUGUCCAACAUGCAUCAAUGGAACACGUUUAGUUGCAUCACUUAACAAUGUUACUUUUGUGAUGCCAAAAACCGCACUUCUUCAAGCUCAUCACUUUAACAUAAAGGGUGUUUUUAGAACUGAUUUUCCUGAUAAGCCUUCAACUCCUUUUAACUAUACCGGUGCGCCGUUGACGGCGAAUCUUGGUACUUCAAUAACAGGCACAAGAGUUAGUAAGAUUGCGUUUAAUUCAACGGUUGAGAUUGUUUUGCAGGAUACUAAUCUUCUCACUGUUGAAUCACAUCCAUUCCAUCUUCAUGGUUAUAACUUUUUUGUUGUUGGAACUGGUAUUGGUAAUUUUGAUCCUGCUAAAGACCCUGCUAAAUAUAACUUGGUUGAUCCUAUGGAGAGGAACACUGUUGGUGUUCCCACCGGUGGUUGGACUGCUAUUCGCUUCAGGGCUGAUAAUCCAGGUGUUUGGUUCAUGCAUUGUCAUUUAGAGUUGCACACUGGUUGGGGUUUGAAAACAGCUUUUGUUGUGGAAGAUGGGCCAGGACUAGAUCAAUCUGUUCUGCCACCUCCUAAAGAUCUUCCAAAAUGCUAAGGCAUGAAAGAAAUUGUUGAAGAGAUCAAGAUUGUAUGGAACAAUUCACAGUGAAAUAACCAAUUAUCAUUUAUUAUAUGCUAAUGUACUUCCUACAGAAGUUCCAUUGAUUUUUUAAUUACAAGAUUGAAUGUGAGAAACAAUGCAAGCAAAUGUUUGGACAAUGUAUAAAAGUUGACGACUUACCAAAAAAAAUGUUAUGACCUGUUAUUUUUA
This is a messenger RNA of Cicer arietinum (chickpea), 1467 nucleotides long. Its product is annotated as laccase-11-like. The record is from RefSeq and is a predicted model, not a curated record. Gene Ontology annotation, cellular component: apoplast. NCBI's taxonomy places the organism in Eukaryota, Viridiplantae, Streptophyta, Magnoliopsida, Fabales, Fabaceae. Gene Ontology annotation, biological process: lignin catabolic process. Gene Ontology annotation, molecular function: copper ion binding; hydroquinone:oxygen oxidoreductase activity.